Messenger RNA from Arctia plantaginis, 3216 nucleotides. The record is from the annotation of a GenBank genome assembly. NCBI's taxonomy places the organism in Eukaryota, Metazoa, Arthropoda, Insecta, Lepidoptera, Erebidae.
AUGUCUGCACUGGAGAAAAAUAAAGAUGUUUGGGCUAUGGGUGGUCAAGGCCUUGAUCCGAAGUACGAAAAAUGUCGAAAUAUUACAGAAGAAAUAUACAAAAGGAUAAAUAUUACAUUUCAAAUAAAAAAAUUGGAAUCUGCUGGUCAGAGUGAUGUUUCUGACCAUAGUGACCAAAUAGAUAGCAACGAACUCAGCAACGAGACUGAUCUCUUCGCCUGCGACAAGUCUGACUCCAUAUCCAGCAGCACGGAGGCCGAGAAGCCGAUCGCGACCUGCGACAGGUACAUCAACAUCAAUAACAACGAGGAGCUGAAGACUAAGAAACCGGCUGUGGUGUACAAGAGACCCAGGAAAAGGUUUAGAAAACGUGUAAAGAAACGCCAGACAGCCCGCGCCCACAGCGACACCGAGGGGUCCAGUGACGAGGCUGUUCCUCUGAGCCGGAUGGUGGAGGUGGACUCGAAGUCUGUGGACAACGAUGACAACAUUAUGGGAGUGCCGAAUAUCGUCAUACUGACCAGAGAUCUAAAACCAAAGAUCCAAUCAGACAAGCGUUCUUUCGCCACCACCAAAAACUCUAAGAAACUGGACAUUUUAGUACACAAACCCGAAGAGAAAAAGAAGGAAACAGAACCAGUUAACCGAUCUCCUACUGUAGAGAAGAGUGGAAUGGAGUGGAAAAAUCAAAGUGUCAACAACAUCUGCAAUAUCGAUCUGCGCACGGUGGAAAACCACUUCCAUCGGCUGGCGGCGCCCAGGGACGGUGAGGAUAGUUGGCCCCCGGUACUCGUGCGGGCGGACCCGAUGCCAGAGAGCGACGACCGACUGUGUGCGCCGUUUACGGAGGGAGAAAUCACGGAUUGCCUCAAGCGCCGGACGGACACCUCGCCCGGGCCGGAUGGGAUAAAAUACUCCGAUCUUCGGAGGGCGGACCCUGAGAGCCGAGUUCUGACAGCACUAUUCAACGCAGUGUGGCGAAUAGAAGCUGCUCCGUCGACAUGGGGCGCAGCAAACACCAUCUUGCUUCACAAGAAAGGCGACGUCGACCAGAUUAAUAACUGGAGGCCGAUCUCCCUGGGUAACACGGUACCGAAGCUCUUCGCUGCGAUUCUGUCGACCAGGCUGAAGAGUUGGGGCACAGCCAACGGCAGAUUUAGCAGCUCACAGAAGGGGUUCCUAAGCUUCGAGGGCUGCUUCGAGCACAACUUCGUGCUACAAGAGGCGAUCCGAGAUGUUAGGCGCCGAGGCGGAGAGCUGGUGGUGGCGUGGCUGGAUCUCACCAGCGCCUUUGACUCCAUCCCUCAUUCCUCCAUCCGCCGGGCUCUGGAGGGCCACGGACUUCCACCUAGAGUGAGACACGUCAUCGCCUCACUAUACUCUAACAUGACAACCAGUGUUAGAGUGGCAAGUGGCAGCACAGCGCCCAUACACAUCGAGUCGGGGGUGAGACAGGGCUGCCCCCUUAGUCCGGACAUAUUCAAUCUAACCAUUGAGGUAUUAUUGAGGGGACUGGCGGGCCUGAACGAGGGCUAUGUGCUCGAGGGUAGGCGCUACAACAGCCUGUUUUAUGCCGACGAUGGAGCGCUGCUGGCGGACUCGCCGGAGGGCAUGAGGCGACUAUUGGAGGCUGCGGAGUCGGGCGCGCGAGCGGUGGGAAUUGAGUUCAACCCCAGCAAGUGUGCCACCAUACACAUCGUGGGGGGUCGAGGGGGUGGCGCCCGCCCAACCGUGUUCAAUAUACAGGGUACACCGAUGCGUGCGCUUGCCGACGAAGAGGCCUACGAGCAUCUUGGCAUACCAACGGGCUAUCAGGUUAGGCAGACACCAGUCGGCACAGUGCGAGAUCUACUCGAGGACGCCAAGAAGAUCGGUGACUCACUGCUUGCGCCCUGGCAGAAGCUUGACGCGGUCGGCACAUUUUUGCUGCCUCGUCUCGACUUCAUAAUGCAGGGAGCCACUAUGGAGAAGGAAUACCUCACAGCGGUGGAUAAAGCAGUCAGGAGGCUGGCUAAGGAAUGGCUGUACCUACCGCAGCGCGCAAGUGCGGAGCUGGUUUACUUGCCGCCCUCACGGGGAGGUGGUGGACUGCUUCCGCUUGCCGACCUUCACGACGUCCUCACUGUGGCACAUAGCUACCGGCUGCUCAACGCCAGGGAUCAUGCAGUGAGAUCGUUAACGGAGGCAUUGCUGAAGCGGACAACGUCGGAUAGGCUCGGGCGGAGCGCGGGUGGUGACGACAUCGCGCGUUACCUCUCUGGGGACACGGGCUUGCCCCCGUCGGGUGCCGGAACGUCCUUCUGGGCCAGAGUGAGAGUGGCCUCCACCAAUCUCAAAAAGAAAAUAGGACUACGCUGGCAAUGGCACCCUGACAAAGAAAGAUUGGGGCUGAAAUGUGGCGGGGACGGAGAGGCUCUGCUCCCGGAGGAUAGUCGGCGGGUCGCCAAUGUGUUGCGACGUGGCGUGUCAGCUCACUAUGCGGGAAAACUCCUUGCCAAACGCGAUCAGGGCAAGGUGUUUGAGGUUACCAAAAGGAGCGUAGCAUCGAACCACUUUCUCCGGACUGGCAGAAAUAUCCGCUUCUGCGACUGGCGGUUUAUUCAUAGAGCCAGGCUUAAUGUCCUCCCGCUGAACGCCGCAGUCCGCGGAAUACCAGGCUUAGACAAAAGCUGUCGCAGAUGCGGUGAAGAUCUGGAGUCCCUUCCGCAUGUGCUCAACCACUGCGGGCCGCAUGCGGCGGCACGACAGAUGAGGCACAACGGCGUCCAGAACAGGCUGGUGAGGGCUGCCCGCUGCGUGGGUAACAUCACCAUCAACAGAUCCGUCACCGGAGCACAUGGAGCGGCGGCAGUAAUGAGGCCCGAUAUUGUCGUGCGAGACGAGACCACGAGGCGCAUUAACAUCGUGGACGUGUGCGUCCCAUUUGAAAAUAGGACAGAGGCCUUCCGAGCAGCGCGCCGGGAAAAGCUGGCUAAAUACGCACCGUUGGCCGAGCAGCUGGUGGAGCAGGGCUACACGACCCGUAUCGAGACAUUUAUGGUGGGAGCUCUCGGGGGUUGGGACGCGCACAACGAGACGGUCAUCAAACUGCUGGGCAUUAGUAAAAGAUAUGCUGGCAUGAUGCGCCGCCUCAUGAUCAGCGAGGUGGUGCGCUGGUCGCGCGACAUAUACGUGGAGCAUGUGUCCGGGGUGCGGCAGUAUCGCGUGGACCAAUGA